AGAAUUGUUUGAUACAAGCAAUUAUAACAACUUAUAAAGAUGUAUUAGUUUUUUUUUAAGCCCUGAAGGUUUGUUUACAAAAAACAACACAAAACGAAAAUAAACAUUAAAUUGGCAAGGUAGAGCAAUCAUAAACAUAAUGGAAAUUUGCAUAGAUAGAUAAAUUAUUUUUAUUGGAUAUUCACUGUAGUUGCCAGCCUGAUGACCCACUUAAAAAAUGGCGCCAACAGCUGAUUUCAGCCGGCUUUUAUUUACUUCUUUAAUUCGUUUGCAAAUCGCCGACGAUUUCUCGGCUGUUUGAUCAAUAAUCCCCCGGAAUAAUUCCAAAUGCGGAGGUGUUGAGACACCUUCCGUGUGUAGGGCCAUCAUAUCACGCAAUCCCAUUGAGGACAUGCCAUCGCAUCGCGAUGACAAACUUUCUGGAUCAGUUGCCUAAGCAUAUCAGGGAAAUCGCUGAGCAGGUUAAUGUCCUUGCUCCUGAGGAGGUGCUGACAACUCCGAAGAUCCGAUUCCUGGACACUAGGCAACAAUCGCUAUAUACACUCGUUCGAAAAUGUACUCCAGAUGAUGUAAGAGUGCUGAAGGAUGCGGCGGCUAAGUGGCUGGCAGAGAUGCCACAGGCAGCUGAUUCACUCUUUAAGCCCCUGGCCAAUGUGAGAUGGUCUCGGGUGUCUUUUGGAUGUUCUGCCCUAGAUCGUUGCACGGGUGGAGGAGUGGUAACCCGGGGAAUUACGGAACUCUGCGGAGCAGCUGGCGUCGGCAAGUCCCAGCUACUUCUCCAGUUAUCCUUGUGCGUCCAGCUGCCCACCGAGCUGGGAGGUUUGGGCAAGGGGGUGGUCUUCAUUUGCACGGAGAGCGCCUUUCCUGCGAGAAGGUUGCUGCAAAUUAGUAAGGCCCUUGCAAAACGAUAUCCCCAGGAUAAACUGAACUUCCUGGGCAAUAUCUUUGUGGAACAUCAUUACGAAACCGAAAAACUCCUACAUUGCGUAAUAAACCGACUGCCACGACUUAUGCAACAACAUGGCAUUGGCCUGAUCAUCAUCGACUCCGUUGCUGCCGCAUUUCGAUUCUACACCGAUUACUUAGAACGUGCCAGGCAGAUGCGUCGGAUGGCCGAUGCUCUUUUAAGUUACGCUGAUAAGUAUAACUGUGCCGUGGUCUGUGUCAAUCAAGUGGCAGCCAGUGGUGGUCAGGAUGAGGUUCCCUGCCUGGGAUUACAGUGGGCACACCUAGGACGAACCAGAUUGCGCGUUUCACAGGUGCCCAAGCAGCAUAAGCUGGUAGAUCAUUUAAUUACCGUGCGCAAACUGGAGAUCCUCUAUUCGCCAGAGACACCCAAUGAUUUUGCAGAGUUCCUCAUCACUGAGGAUGGAGUAGUCGAUGUUCCGGAGCCAGCUUACACCCGCCAACCAGCCAAAAUGCGUCGUCUGUGAUCGAUUUAAUGUAUUCUGUUUAUUUUGUUUUCGUUUAAUUUGUUGAAUUUAAAAUGUUUAACGGCAGAGCUUUCAAUCAGCCAUAUUGUUGUUUAAUACUAUUGUUAAAUUCAGCGGAUAUUUCAGUAAUAUGUUUUUUAAUUAGUUUGAACAAGUUUAAGCUUGUAUAACUUUAGAUUUCAAUGUUGUUUAUUUAUUUGAUUGUGUAUAGAAAACAAAUAAUAUUCAUUUAUUUUUCGAUUUAAGAAUUCUUACUUGUCUUACGACUCGAAAGUUAGGAAACCAACCAUGUUUAAUUCAAAAGAUCGUGUGUCCCUUGCAAUACCGCUAAAUUUAAUAAUAGUUUAAACUAUUUUCCAGGCUAUAUCUUCUCAUUUCUUGCCUUAAUUCCAUUUUUUUGUACAAACACUCAAUAAAUAUGUUUCAUUCAAUAGCAA
Drosophila eugracilis is the source of this 1870-nucleotide messenger RNA. Its product is annotated as DNA repair protein XRCC3. Gene Ontology annotation, molecular function: ATP binding; ATP-dependent DNA damage sensor activity; four-way junction DNA binding. Lineage: Eukaryota; Metazoa; Arthropoda; Insecta; Diptera; Drosophilidae. The coding region runs from base 408 to 1433 and encodes 341 amino acids. Gene Ontology annotation, biological process: resolution of mitotic recombination intermediates; t-circle formation; telomere maintenance via recombination. Gene Ontology annotation, cellular component: replication fork; Rad51C-XRCC3 complex. The record is from RefSeq and is a predicted model, not a curated record. The transcript is spliced from 4 exons.